Molecule: messenger RNA, 4278 nt
Organism: Pseudonaja textilis
Lineage: Eukaryota; Metazoa; Chordata; Lepidosauria; Squamata; Elapidae
Source: RefSeq, a predicted model, not a curated record
GUCAGAAGAUGGCUGCCUCCUUCAAAGAGGGAUCUGCAGAACUGCACGAAAGCAUCACUAAUUUCUUAGGGACACGUGAGUUUCUUUUACUGGAUGCUCGGUUCCACAUCAAGUCCAAAGUAGAGGAAAUUGUCAUGGUUUUGAUGCCAUGGCGAGCAUUGGUGGUGAUGGCAAAGCUUCCAUUCAAGGUCCAAGUUAGCUUCAGCUUCCUAGCUGUACAGUUGAUCAAACUGAGAGAAGCUAAAAAGGUUGUCAUAGAAACGGAUACUUCUUCCUUCGAGCUUGACUUCCUGUCAUCAGACGAUCUGGAACAUGCGGUCAGCCACAUGAUCACAUCACUCAAAAAGGUUUUUCCAGGAUCCUCACCUGGAGAUCUCCUCCAGAACGCCCCUCCCAGCUUGCUUGCGAGAAUUCAAGGGAUGACCGAUUCCUUGGAAGAAGCAUGGAAAGAAAGUCCUUGCGGUGGAUUUUCUGAGACCUACGCGGCCCUCUGCGAUUACAGUGGGCUUUCUGUCCGAGAGGAAGUCCAAUGGGAUGUGGAUAAUAUUUAUCGUGCCCAGGGAUGCAGAGAAUUCAACCUGUUGGAUUUCAACCACCUGCCCAGCCAAGAUAUUGCUCUUUGUGUGGCCAGCUUAUCAUUCAAUCAAUGGUUUACAAAGCUACAUUGCAAAGACUUCAAACUGAAUCAGGUUAUUUUGGAGGAGAUCCUUCUGGCCCUAAGAAAAUCGGUCACUUUGGAAGAAUUGGAACUGGAAAACUGUGGCUUAAAAUGUGACUUUGCUCAGCAGAUGGCCCUUGUCCUUCAAGAAUAUCCAGACUGUGCUUUAAACAGCCUUAAUCUCUCUAGAAACCUCCUGGAGGACCGAGGUAUAAUUGCUCUAAGCCAGAUCUUCGAUCAAGGGAACAAGGGUUUCCGGUCCCUGAACAUCGCAAGGACUUCUGUCACUCAGAAAGGAAUGAUGGCCUUAUGUCAAUCCUUCGUCAACAAUGGACAAUUCAGAACCAGCCUAUCCCAUCUGGACCUCUCUGGAAAUCCAGGAAGUUUGUUGGCUGAAGGUGGAAAUGGUUUGUUUUCCUUCCUGAGUCAGCCAAAUGCUCUGGGUCAUCUUGAUCUCUCUGGGUCAGACUGUGCCCUGGAUAUGCUCUUUGGUGCCUUGGCUGGUGGAUGUUGUGUAAACCUGACUCAUCUGAAUGUCUGCAAGAACGUUUACUCUCACAAAAAAUCCAGAGGUGAUCCUUUUGCAAUCGGCCAGUUCUUCAGCCAGGCCUCUGCCCUACAAGAGGUUUCCAUGUCUGGAACCAAGCUUCCUCCAGAGGCUUUAAGAGCUUUGCUUCAGGCUUUAGCCAACAACACCCAACUGGAGAACCUGCACCUGGACCUCAGUAGCUGUGAGCUGAGAUCAGCAGGAGCCCAAGUGAUCCAGGAUCUGAUAUCAGAUGCCAGUUCAAUCCGUGACUUGAAUUUGUCAGACAACGGCUUUGAUUCUGACAUGGUGACUCUGGUUUUGAGCCUCAACCGAAGCAAAUCCAUUAAACAUGUCGCGUUAGGGAAGAACUUUAACAUCCAAUCUAGAGAGACCCUAGUUGACACCUUGCACCGGAUUGUUCAACUCACUCAGGAUGAAGAUUGUUCAAUUGAAUCUGUAUCAGUGGCCGAAUCGCGCCUGAAGCUGAGAACUGGCAUUCUCUUUCAUGGUUUAGGAAGCAGCAGCCAUCUUGUGGCCUUGGAUAUCAGCGGAAAUGCCAUGGGAGACCUGGGUGCCAAAAUACUGGCCAAAACUUUGUCGGUGAAUAAAACUCUCAGGACUCUAAUGUGGGACAGAAACAACACAACCGUAUAUGGAUUUCUUGAUGUGAUUUCAGCUUUGGAAAGGAAUUUCAUCCUCACGAAAAUGCCUUUGCCCAUGAACGACAUUGCUGUGGCUUACCGGAGUCAUCCAGAGAAAAUGGAGGAAAUUGUGCACCAGAUACAGUCUUACCUUGCAAGAAAUCAGAUUCAAGCGAACCUGCCUAAGGAGACAAGCCAGCUCCAGAUAGACAAUGGGAACCCCAAGGCAGUGAAACAUGCUUGCCAGACUGUGCAGAGGUACAUUGGGCUGCUGAGCUGUGUUCAGGAUUUGGAAGUUAAGGCUGAUCUGCUUUGGGCUGAGGAAGCCAUCAAGGAUGCAAGUUGUUCCUCUGAUUAUCAGGUGGCUGCCCAAUGGAGACAUUCUUGCUCUCUGGGUCUUCUGCCAACACCGAGUUUAAAUGGUCUGUCAGAACGGGCGCUGAAGGUAGGAGCCGACGAGAACAAGAUUGGGAGUCCCCAGCCUGAGCUGUCACUCAGCCGUGCCUCCGCGAAGUCACGCCCUGCUUCCACAAAGGAUGCUAAGCUUGGGAGCGGGCUGCUGCCUCGCACAGAGCCUGCAUCCGCAGCAUCCCUUAUGGACCUGCCGACUGCAGGGGAGAAAUUGGAGCAUUACACCCGAGACAGGCCCAGGCCGAACCGAAGGAACAGGCAGCCUCCCAGCAAGUCGAAUGUCCAGCCGCCUGUGCGUGAGAAUACAGAAGACAGAAGCAUUGCCAGGCUGGAUGAAGGCUUAGAUGAAUUCUUCACCAAGACGGUGAUUCAUGAAUAUUUACUUCCUACUUCCUUGGAAACCUCUCCAACAGCUGCCGCAUCACCAUCUUCUGGUUCUCGGACCUUGAAAAAGAAAAUCGGACACUUCUUUGCCUUCAAGAAGCCAAGGUCAAGUCGAGGGACCAAGUCCGAGAAAGACUCUGAGGGGAGCCCCUCACCAGCAAGAGGCAGGAAGUUGAUGCUCAGUGACAUUUUAAGGACCCCUAGCAAAGCCAACGACUCGGCCAAAGCGCUAAGCAAAUCUGAGGAAGGGGGGCUGGCUGGGGAGAACAGAGGCUACCUGGACCAAAGCCAGACACCAGAUAGUGCUCGUAGGGCCAGGCCAAAGUAUUCCAGAGAAGGGAAGUCUCAGUCUUUGAUACUCUUGUCAGGAGAAGAGACAGAGGGACUUGGUGUGAGGCAUGAGAAGAAGCGAUCCUUUGAGAAGAGCGAUGGUGAGCUGCCCAGUUCCUUUGAACAACGUGUCCAUGUCAUGUUGCAUCGGAUUGGGGUCACCAAGGUGUUGUCUUCUGAAGGCAAAAAGAAACAGAGCAAAGAUGGAGAAAUCAAAAAGGCCGGAUCUGAUGGGGAUAUUGUAGAUUGUUCGUCAGAGUCUCCUCCAUGCUCUCUGAAAUCACGAACCCACUCCAUAUCCACAGGUAAGCAUCCUUCCGUACGCACAGGAUCUGUGGAUCCCGUUGGCCGAGCAGGCACGGAGCCAAGUGGUGGAUCCUUUGAGGGCCGACUUUCGUGGAAGGUUCUUGGGAAGCAGCUGAACGCCGAGUUUAAGGGCAAGUGUUCGGAACUCAGCCCUUCGCCAAGAAGAGGUUUUGCCGGUCAGGAGCCAGCCGGGCUCCGGGAGCAAAAAGGGAGAGAGGGCUGGAGCAGCAGUUUGCCCAGGACUGGGAGAAGCACGGCUGCUCCUCUUCUGCUCAGGAGGACCAGCAAUGCGGGCGAAGGACGGGCGUCUGUCGAACUGCAGAAUUCCUUCGCCCACUUGAACACGGUUGCUGGAGACAAUCAGUUCAAACCCAAACCUCGCCUAAAGCCAGCGGUCAACCGAAGGGCCAUGUCUGUUCAUGAAGAGCAGCUCAGGGACCAGGCUUGUGCGGCCGAGCUUCACCAUGCAAAAUUCCCUCUUUCUUUGCAACGCUCCCCGAUUCUGAAAUGGAAGACUAAGCCCAAGUUGCUUUUGGAGACUGGACCAUCUGCACCCUCGGAUUCUCUAGGCCCUCCCCCACAAGAACAGAAUGUGGUUGCCUCCGACUCGAGAGCAGAAACAGAAGAGUUGCCCCAGGCUACAGAACAAACUCUAAAGAAUGCACAAAAUACAGCGCUAGACCAAAGAACUGCUGUGCCCCUCUCCAAGUCUCCAAUACAUGAGCAUUGAAUGAUUUCUGCAUGAUGGCCGCUCCGUUGAAGGACAGAGGGAAGGCUUACGGUUUGAAGCAACAGCCAGCGGUGAGGGUGCGAAGAGUUCUUUGGUACAAGGAUGAGCAAGGGACCUGCCCUCCCAUAGCUCCUUGGCUGGAAGAACUGGGAUUUCCAGUGAUGGAUAGUGGCAUCUUAAUCUCCUGCACGUCUUUUCUGGAUCGCCUCGUUUCAUCUUUCAUCCUUGUACACGCUCAUCAAAGUGCCCAGUAUUCUAAUGGUUUGUGUGAGGAAAGCCAAAAUCUCCA